This is a messenger RNA of Sapajus apella (tufted capuchin), 2449 nucleotides long. RefSeq names its product maternal embryonic leucine zipper kinase (gene MELK). Bases 147 to 2102 code for a protein of 651 amino acids. Gene Ontology annotation, molecular function: ATP binding; tau-protein kinase activity; protein serine/threonine kinase activity. Gene Ontology annotation, cellular component: cytoplasm. The transcript has 17 exons. NCBI's taxonomy places the organism in Eukaryota, Metazoa, Chordata, Mammalia, Primates, Cebidae. Gene Ontology annotation, biological process: intracellular signal transduction; protein phosphorylation; microtubule cytoskeleton organization. The record is from RefSeq and is a predicted model, not a curated record.
UCUACUUAUUUGCCUUUGUCUUCUCCACUAGAAUAUACUGCUAUAAGAAUGGUGGAGAUGAUCCGGUGUCAUUUCAUUUGUUGAUUAUGUACUAUCUCUGUCUUUCAGGUUCUUUUUCUAAUUCUGACUAAACUUCCAAGAGGACUAUGAAAGAUUAUGAUGAACUUCUCAAAUAUUAUGAAUUACAUGAAACUAUUGGUACAGGUGGCUUUGCAAAGGUCAAACUUGCCUGCCAUAUCCUUACUGGAGAAAUGGUAGCUAUAAAAAUCAUGGAUAAAAACACACUAGGGAGUGAUUUGCCCCGAAUCAAAACGGAGAUUGAUGCCUUGAAGAACCUGAGACAUCAGCAUAUAUGUCAACUCUACCAUGUGCUAGAGACAGCCAACAAAAUAUUUAUGGUUCUUGAGUACUGCCCUGGAGGAGAGCUGUUUGACUACAUAAUUUCCCAGGAUCGCCUGUCAGAAGAGGAGACCAGGGUUGUCUUCCGUCAGAUAGUAUCUGCCGUCGCUUAUGUGCACAGCCAGGGUUAUGCUCAUAGGGACCUCAAACCAGAAAAUUUGCUCUUUGAUGAAUAUCAUAAAUUGAAGCUGAUUGACUUUGGUCUCUGUGCAAAGCCCAAGGGUAACAAGGAUUAUCAUCUACAGACAUGCUGUGGGAGUCUGGCUUAUGCAGCACCUGAAUUAAUACAAGGCAAAUCAUAUCUUGGAUCAGAGGCAGAUGUUUGGAGCAUGGGCAUACUCUUGUAUGUUCUUAUGUGUGGAUUUCUACCAUUUGAUGAUGAUAAUAUAAUGGCUUUAUACAAGAAGAUUAUGAGAGGAAAAUACAGUGUUCCCAAGUGGCUCUCUCCCAGUAGUAUUCUGCUGCUUCAACAAAUGCUGCAGGUGGACCCAAAGAAACGGAUUUCUAUGAAAAAUCUAUUGAACCAUCCCUGGAUCAUGCAAGAUUACAACUAUCCUGUUGAGUGGCAAAGCAAGAAUCCUUUUAUUCACCUUGAUGAUGAUUGCGUAACAGAACUUUCUGUACAUCACAGAAACAACAGGCAAACAAUGGAGGAUUUAAUUUCACUGUGGCAAUAUGAUCACCUCACAGCUACCUAUCUUCUGCUUCUAGCCAAGAAGGCUCGGGGAAAACCAGUUCGUUUAAGGCUUCCUCCUUUUUCCUGUGGACAAGCCAGUGCUACCCCAUUUGCAGACAUCAAGUCAAAGAAUUGGAGCCUGGAAGAUGUGAACACAAGUGAUGGAAAUGAUGUGGCUGGAUUAACAGACUAUGAUAGGUGUGAAGAUAAUUUAUCAACAGGUGUUGCUACUCCCCAAACAUCACAGUUUACCAAGUAUUGGACGGACUCAAAUGGUGUGGAAUCUAAAUCAUUAACUCCAGUCUUAUGCAGACCAUCUGCAAAUAAACUAAAGAACAAAGAAAAUGUAUAUACUCCUAAGUCCGCCCUAAAGAAUGAAGAGUACAUUAUGUUUCCUGAGCCAAAGACUCCAGUUAAUAAGAACCAGCAUAAGAGAGAAAUACUUACUACGCCAAAUCGUUACACUACACCCUCAAAAGCUAGAGACCAGUGCCUGAAAGAAACUCCAAUUAAAACGCCAGUAAAUUCAGCAGGAACAGACAAAUUAAUGGCAGGUGUCAUUAGCCCUGAGAGGCGGUGCCGUUCAGUGGAACUGGAUCUCAACCAAGCACAUAUGGAAGAGACUCCAAAAAGAAAGGGAACCAAAGUGUUUGGGAGCCUUGAAAGGGGGUUGGAUAAGGUUAUCACUGUGCUCACCAGGAGCAAAAGGAAGGGCUGUGUCAGAGACGGGCCCAGAAGACUAAAGCUUCACUAUAAUGUGACUACAACCAGAUUAGUGAAUCCAGAUCAACUCUUGAAUGAGAUAAUGUCUAUUCUUCCAAAGAAGCAUGUUGACUUUGUACAAAAGGGCUAUACACUGAAGUGUCAAACACAGUCAGAUUUUGGCAAAGUGACGAUGCAGUUUGAACUAGAAGUAUGCCAGCUUCAAAAACCUGAUGUGGUGGGCAUCAGGAGGCAGCGGCUUAAGGGCGAUGCCUGGGUUUACAAGAGAUUAGUGGAAGACAUCCUAUCUAGCUGCAAAGUAUAACUGAUGGAUGCCUCCAUCCUGCCGGAUGAGUGUGGGUGUGACACAGUCUACAUAAAGACUGUUAUGAUCUCUUUGAUUUUAAAGUUCGUUGGAACUACCAACUUGUUUCUAAAAGAGCUAUCUUAAGACCAGUAUCUUUUUGUUUUUAGACAAAAGAUAUUAUUUGUGGAUGAAUCUAAGGCAAGUCCAUCUGUCAUUAUCUGUUACUGUCUUUUUUAAUCAUGUGGUUUUAUAUAUUAAUAACUGUUGACUUUCCUAGGUUCACUUUCAUAUGUGAAUGUAAGCUCUUAACUAUGUCUCUUUUUAAUGUAUAAUUUCUUUCUGAAAUAAAACCAUUUGUGAAUUUA